Molecule: messenger RNA, 3984 nt
Organism: Scomber scombrus (Atlantic mackerel)
Lineage: Eukaryota; Metazoa; Chordata; Actinopteri; Scombriformes; Scombridae
Gene: dpy19l1l
Product: dpy-19-like 1, like (H. sapiens)
Exons: 22
Coding region: 145-2364 (739 amino acids)
Cellular component (GO): nuclear inner membrane
Molecular function (GO): mannosyltransferase activity
Source: RefSeq, a predicted model, not a curated record
CUGUGGUAGUGGAAGGGGGCAGAUCCGUGGAGCAGAUACGAGCGACUCAUACACACACACACCCCUCGGGCUUUUUUCCAGCUGCUCCAAGUGGAAGAAGAAGAGGAGGAAGAAGAGGAGGAGGAGGAGAGAUAAACAUCCAUCAUGGUGACUAAAAACAGAAAACAGACCGGGAAGAGUGCAUCGACCCCGGCUGACCGAGACAAGAGCCCUCUCCUCUCCCCUCCUGGUAAAAGUAGCACCAGACGACCAGGCAGCAGAGAUGGCAAAGCUCACAGUAGCUCCCAUUCAAACGGGCUCUCCGGUAUCAGACACAAGCUGGGGCUCACUCCCUCCGCCGUGGCCAAGCUGGGACUCACUCUCCUCCUCGCUGCUCUAUCUGGAUAUUUCCACUGGUACCAUAUUACGCAGCUCUUUGAGAAUGACAGACACUUUUCACACUUGUCCAACCUGGAGAAGGAAAUGGCUUUUCGGACAGAAAUGGGUCUGUACUAUUCUUACUACAAGACCCUUAUUGAAGCUCCCUCUUUCCUGAAUGGCCUCCACAUGGUCAUGAAUGAUCGUCUGACAGAAUAUCCGCUGGUUAUAAACACACUGAAGAGAUUCAAUCUCUAUCCAGAGGUGGUCCUGGCCAGCUGGUACCGCAUGUACACAGGUGUAAUGGGUUAUUUAGGGAUUCCCACAAAGAUGUGCUGGUCCAUCAACAGAGGAGAGGGACUCACGCCUGUGGACAGUUGUGAAGGGAUGGGUGACCCGGCGUAUUUCUAUGUGACCUGUGUGUUCCUGCUGAACGGCGCCAUGAUGAGCCUGUUCUUCAUGUACGGUGCCUAUCUCAGUGGCAGUCGGCUGGGCGGCAUCGUUACCACAAUGUGUUUUUUCUUCAAUCAUGGUGAGAGCACUCGUGUGAUGUGGACUCCGCCUCUGAGGGAGAGCUUUGCGUACCCCUUCCUUGUCCUGCAGAUGCUGCUUCUCACCUACAUCCUGCGGACACGGAACCCGAGCAGGACAGCCAUGGUUGCCCUGGGCAUCUCCAAUUUGUGCUUUAUGCUGCCUUGGCAGUUUGCCCAGUUCGUGUUGCUCACUCAGGUGGCUUCUCUGUUUGCGUCGUACAUCCUGGGUUACCUCUGCGCCGCGAAGAUGCAGUCGAUCCUGGUCACUCAUAUGAUCACACUCGCUGUCUGCUUCAUCCUGAUGUUUGGCAACUCCAUGCUCCUCACGUCCUUCUACGCCUCUUCGCUCGUCUCCAUCUGGGGAAUCAUUGCAUUGAGGGAUCGAUUUGCUCAAUUCUUCAAACCUGGCAUCGUCACCUGGGUCAUGCAGGUUGUGGCUUGGGUCGGCUCCACCGUUCUGUUCAAAUUCAUGCUGUCCACAAUCCUCGGUGUCUCCGAUGAUGCUCACAUCAGUGGACUAAUCAAGUCUAAGUUCACCAGCUACAAGGAUUUCCACACUCUGAUGUACACGUGUGCUGCAGAGUUCGACUUCAUGGAAUUGGAGACUCCUGUACGUUACAUCAAAACAUUACUGCUGCCCAUCAACAUGCUGGUGGUUGCUCUCAUUGCUUGGAGGACUGUGCAGGAUAUCGUCAGAUUCCUGAGGGACGACAGGAAGGCGUCUGUCAAGACUGACGAUGUGGAUGAAGCCGCAGGGCCUGAAAUAGUCGCAAAAGGAGAGCUGGUGUAUCACAGCCUGCAGCUGGUGGCGUUCGCCGUCCUGGCCGUCCUCAUCAUGCGUCUGAAGCUCUUCCUCACACCGCACAUGUGCAUCAUGGCCUCGCUGAUCUGCUCCAAACAGUUGUUCGGCUGGAUCGGGGAGAAGUUUAAGCACCAGGUUGCAGUGUUUGCUGUCAUGGCCAUCAUGGCUGUACAGGGAGUGGCCAACCUGCAGGCACAAUGGGCGAUCAUUGGUGAGUUCAGCAACCUGCCGCAGGAGGAGCUGCUGGACUGGAUCCAGGACAACACCCGCCCAGAUUCUGUGUUUGCUGGAGCCAUGCCCACCAUGGCCAGUGUGAAGCUGUCCGCAGGUCGACCCAUCGUCAACCACCCUCACUAUGAAGACGCUGGUCUGAGGGAGAGAACCCAGCUGGUCUACUCCAUGUACAGCCGCAUGUCUGGAGAAACCGUAAAGAGGAACCUGAUGAAGCUCGGUGUAGACUUCUUCAUCCUGGAGGAUUCGUGGUGCACCAGGCGAACCAGACCCGGGUGCAGCAUGCCAGAGAUCUGGGAUAUCGAGGAUCCCCAAAAUGUUGGUAAAGUUCCUCUCUGCACCCACAUGUCCAGGAACUCACGGCCUCACUUCACCACAGUCUUUUCCAAUGACAUUUACAAAGUUCUCAAAGUCCCCAAAGUAACCAAAGAUCUCAGAUAACAGCGUGGGAUGGACUGCUUCAGCACCAAACUUCUUCUUUUUUUCUUUUUUAUAUGUUUUUUUGUUUUUUUGUCUGUCACUGCCGUUGCUGCUUUUUACUUCUCAAAACUCAAACACACAUCGUUCCCCCUUUUGUCUUUUCUUUUUUUGCUCUGCCCUAUUUCACAUGGCGGUGGACUAAUAUCAAUCGGACAUGCCAAAACAAGUUAAGAGUGUCUGCACUCUUGUUGCCAUAACAGUUCUCAGUAUUUGUAACUUAAAGAAACCCCUGAUUCACCAUGUUUUUUGCCAAUCCUCCUUAUUGCUACAUCUCCUCCUGUUCCCAUUAUGCUCCAGCUGGUGCCCAAGUAAAGGCCAAGUUAUUGUAGCUCUUCAUGUAGCUCGCUGCAUUGGUUCUGUUACCAAGAAUCUCCGUUUUAAGCAACAUUGUGCCCUAAGAGAUGCUGUUCCUACAUGAGUGUUAUUUUUUAUUACUGUUUAGAAUCAAUUUUUUCUGUGAUUUAAGCUUAAAGGGUACGUAUCAUGCACACGUAUCGUGGUCUGUAUUUGUUAUUCUGGGACUCCACUGGAAUAUCUUUGCAUAAUUAACAGUUUAAAAGACCAAUUGAUGUUGUGCUGGCUCUCAGAUCAGCCUUUAUCUGAAACCACUAUGUUCUGAUUGUGCAGCUCUCAGAAGCUGCCCUUCUUCAUAUUACUUCUCUUUCUUGUUUUUUGUUUUGUUUUUUUACUCUAAAUAUAAACUUCUCAAAUACAUAUGUACAUGCUCGAGCCUAAAUCGCAUCAGAAAUAUGUGAGUGGAAAAUGUGAACAACCCAUUGGACAACUUUAGCAACAAAGGCGACGAAACAGAGGUCCGUUUGUGAGUUUGGGCCACAAUGCUGACUUCAGUUUGAUGUGGACGUAAGGGUAACUUUUCAAACAGCGUAAUUACAGCAUCAAAAUAACAUAAAUAAUCACAAUAAGAUGAUAUGAUGAUAUAUGAUAUGUCCCCUCUAAGUAGUAUGUUUUGUCUGGCAGGACCAAUCCACGAUGUCCACAUACUGUGAAGCAAUACCCUUUGCAAACAUGACAAAAGCCGACUUCUUCUCUUGUUAUACACAGUGUCGUCCUCCUAAAAAAAAAGAAGAAGAUUUUUCAGUAGUGUACUAUUUUUAUAAUUUAUUUGUGUGAGUAUUUUUUUAUGCAAACUUCAAAGUGUUGAGACUUUUUUCUUUCGAAGCAAACAGUGUUUUAAGAGUCUUGGGAAUCACAGGGUAAAUUCCUGUUCAUGUGUCCAUAAGCUUUUAAAAAUAGUUUUCUUUCAUAUUUUUCCAGUAUUGGCGUCGUCUAGAUUGAAUUCAUUCAAUCCAGAAUGAGAUGUUUCUUACUUCUAUUAUACUUUGAAAAUAAGAGUUUCUUUAUGUCGAACCAUUUCCCGUUUAUGAAUUUAAAACUUUUUCAGCUUUAUGUUGAAAGUGGAUUUCCUCCCCAGCUGUGCCCUGUAACAACGUUUUGUGUAAAUACCCAAACAAAUGUUUUGUAAAAUACCAAUGUGUACCUUUUAAGAGGUUCUUUGUGUUUCUUUAAUUAAUGUCUUUUUUUGCCAAAGGAUAUCUGAUAUUAAAGCUGUGUAUUGGCUUA